AUGGCUGAGAAGGACAAGACAGAAGAGAUGCUAGAAGAUCUUGGAUCUAUCAGUGCGUCUGUCGCAGACCUUGAGCAAGUUAAUCAUGAUGUUCUCAGACUGGCAGAGAUGGGAUAUGAACAAGAAAUGCGCCGAAAGUUCUCACCGUGGUCCGUUCUCGCAGUCGGGUUCUCCUUAACCAAUUCCUGGUUUGGCCUAUCUUUUUCCCUAGCAACCGGCAUCAACUCAGGCGGUCCAGUUAUUUUGAUCUACGGUCUGAUGAUACUCGGCCUCGUUUCUGUCAGUGUCGCUAUCAGUCUCGCAGAGAUGGCUAGCGCUUAUCCAAACUCCGGUGGCCAAUACUUCUGGGCAAAGGUGUUGGCACCUCCUAGAUACGCUGGUAUUGUAAGCUAUCUGACUGGAUGGUUUGCCUACGCAGGUUCUAUCUUUGCUUCUGCCUCCGUCGCUUCAGGGAUGGCAUCUGGCAUUGUUGGUUUAUAUCAACUAACGCACCCUGACCUUACGAUACAAGCUUGGCAUGUCGUUGUCACUUACGAACUUUUCACUUUCUUCUGCUAUUUUUUGAAUACCUGGGGCAGAGCCUUACCAGCUAUCAAUACCUUGAGCUUAUAUCUGUCACUGACGUCUUUUAUUGUGAUUACAAUUGCUGUCCCUGCAUCUUCAUCCAGUCAUCAACCUGCUAGCUUCGUCUUUACGGAGUUUAUCAACAAUACUGGAUGGAAAGAAAAUGGCGUGGCAUUUCUCAUCGGCCUCAUAAAUACAAAUUACCCUUUUGCCGCUUUGGACUGCGCAACGCAUGUAGCAGAAGAAGUCAGCAAUCCUGAGCGGGCUAUACCAAUUGCCCUACUUGGAACCGUUGCGAUUGGAUUUUCCACAGCGUGGUUAUUUGCAGUUUCAAUGAUGUUUUCCAUCCAUGAUCUGGACGCUGUGUCUAACACUGCCACGCUAGUACCAAUCAUUGAAAUAUUCAACCAGGCUAUCGGUCCAACUGGAGCCAUCGCGUUGGAAACUCUCAUCAUCCUCACGGGAGUGGGCUGCUUGACGACCUGUCACACCUGGCAAGCUCGAUUGUGUUGGAGUUUUGCUCGGGACAAAGGAUUACCAUUUUCCUCACAACUAAGUAAAGUCGACCACAAGCUCGAUGUUCCUAUCGUAGCACACACAGUGAGUGUCGUGAUAGACGCCUUGGUUGGUGAGUGCGACGAUAGCCUUGCUGUAUGUUAGUUAUAGCAUUCCAGUAGUGUGUCAACUCAUCAAAGGUCGAGAUAAGACGCCUCACGGUCCCUACUGGUUCGGAAAAUUGGGACUACUAUCUAAUAUUGUUUUGUUGGUAUGGACUCUUUACUCGGUUGUUAUAUAUGCUCUCCCGGCAGUUAUGCCGGUAACGGCAGGCAACAUGAAUUAUAUAAGUGCGGUAUACGUGGCACUGGCCAUUGUCAUUGCCGCUGACUGGGCCUUCCGCGGACGCAAGUCAUAUCUUGGCAAUAGUGUGACAGAAGCUUCUGAACCAACUUCGUAAAUGCAGAACUACAAUAAAAUAUGUGGGACAGACAAGUUUGUAUUGAAAGAACACCGGCUGCUCUUUGUGCAAUGUGUUAGGAGGCCUCACUAUCUGCUUCUCUUAGUGGGCGCAGUACUUUUUUAAAAAUGCCAACUAGCG
This is a messenger RNA of Pseudogymnoascus verrucosus, 1660 nucleotides long. RefSeq lists its product as uncharacterized. NCBI's taxonomy places the organism in Eukaryota, Fungi, Ascomycota, Leotiomycetes, Thelebolales, Thelebolaceae. Gene Ontology annotation, molecular function: transmembrane transporter activity. The transcript is spliced from 4 exons. Gene Ontology annotation, cellular component: membrane. The coding region runs from base 1 to 1224 and encodes 407 amino acids. Gene Ontology annotation, biological process: transmembrane transport; amino acid transport. The record is from RefSeq and is a predicted model, not a curated record.